AAGAAGCAGCUCCUAUGCGAGCUCCUUCUGGGCCCAGGACUUUUUUCGCGGGGCAGGGACGCCCAAUAGCAGGCGAGUGGCGCAUUCGGUGAGGCCUGUCAGUCCGUCGCGAGGGGCAGAAGGAGCUGUCGGCGGCUUCCGCGGCGUGCGGGGACCUCGGCAUUCGGCCGGAGGACCGUUGGGAAGGCCGCGCUUGGCCUUCACGGGGGCUUUAGCCCUCUGGUUUGUUGGGGGCCCUCACCCUGUUGUCUUGGGCUUGGGGGGGGUGGCCAUAGCUGGGUGGUGCGAGCGUCCUCUGUGUGCUGGCAUCUAUUCUGGGUGGUGGCCAUAGCUGGGUGGUUGAUUCCCACUGCGGGUUGGCAACUAAUAUUCUGGGUGGUGGCCAUAGCUGGGUGGUUGAUUCCCACUGCGGGUUGGCAACUAAUAUUCUGGGUGGUGGCCAUAGCUGGGUGGUUUAUUUUCCACGGGGGGUGGCAGCUUUUAUUCUGGGUGUUGCUGGUCCUUGGUGGGUUGCUGAUUGCUAGCUGGUUUUUCCUCUUUCUUCUUGAGAGGCUGUGAGGGUUUUUCCUGCUCCUUGGGGCAGGCGCAGUAUUUUCUCCCUUAACUCUCCAGGUUGUUUGUUCAGCCUUUUCACUCAGGGGCAGGAGGGGUUCAAAAUGCCCAGGAAGGCGAAAAAAAAGAAAGGCGGGUGGCCCAUUAGACAGCCCAAGCGGCCUGCACCUCCGCCUUCUUCCUCUGAAGAGGAUGAUGAAGAAAUGGUUCUCAUUAGGGGCCUGAUUAAUAGAAUGGAAGUGCUCAAGAAGGCCAAGGCGGUUCCCUCUGACAAGGGUGCUGGCCCUUCUGGGGUGGUUGUGCCUACCAAGGUUCCUUGUCACACAUGCGGUACCGCCAGGACCCAGUUAGUAAAGUCUCUUUCCAAUAGGAUGGAAGUGCCUGAGAAAGGUGGGGGCCCUGCUGGCCCAGUUUCUCCCACAGAGCCAGUUGAUCCUGGGAUGCUGAUGCCUGGUGGUCCUGUUCCGGUGCUACCUUCGCCUGGGGUUCCUCUGCCUCCAUUGCCAGUGGAUCCUGUUCCAGUGCUGCCCUCGUCUGUGGUUCCUCUUCCUCCAUUGCCAGUGGAUCAGUCUGCUUUGAACUCAGCCGUCCCGUUGGCACCGGGCUCCUCCUGGAUCCGCUAUGACGAAAGUUUCCGCAUGUGGGCUGCUCUGGACCCCACCCUACCAUGGGAUAUGCCCCUGCAGGAGUUUUGGCUGGUGAACAAGUUCAGGGAGUUAGCACCCGAAUCAGCACUGCACCCGGAGCCUAUGCCUGCCUUUCUGUGGCAUCUUGGCAGGUAGAAUCCCAGCUUGCCAUAGCGGCUUCAUUGGCACCCAGCACCAGGGCGAGUUAUACGUCCAAGAUUGAGGCUUUUUCCCUUUUUCAGAGGGCUGAAGGCCUGGUGGAGGUUUGGCCGGUACCGGUUAGUCAUUUACAGUAGUUCCUGGUGCUCCUCCAUAGGGCGGGGCGUGCUGUGUCUACCUUAGGAGGUUAUCUUGCUGCUUUGGCAUUUGAGGCCCAGGACAGGGGGGUUAAGGAUUACUCUGGUGAUCCUCGGGUGAGACAUAUGUUGGAGGGUUGGUCCAGAGGGUGUCCUGCGGGAGCAGACGCUAGAUGCCCAUUUACCUUGGAAUUGGUAGCCGUCCUGCUCGGGCAGUUGCCGGGCUGCUGUGGGGCCCCCUGGGAAGUCCCGCUUUUUCGGGCAGCGGUAUUCGUUGCCUUUUUUGGUGCUUUCCGGCCUGGGGAGUUAUUGCCAAGGAACAAGGGCUCUUCUAGGGACUGCUGCCUGCGGUUUUCUGAUCUGUCCUUUUCGGAUGGGGAGGCGCAUUUGUUUUUAUGCCGUUCCAAAACUGAUCAGAAGGGUAAGGGACAUGUUAUCCGCUUGGCGGCUGCCAACAAUCCUUCACUUUGUCCAGUGACUGCCUUGCGGCAAUACCUGGAGUUAAGGGGGCUGUUUGUUUGUGCAUGAGGAUCAGACCCCCCUCACUCAAUAUCAAUUUCUGGCAGUCAUUCAGAAGGCCUUGCUUGCAGCCAGGGACCCUGUGGAGGGACUUACCUUGCAUUCAUUUUGGAUCGGGGCCGCCACCACUGCUACUCGCAUGGGAUUGCAAGAGGACAUUGUCCAGAGGAUAGGGCGAUGGAAGUCCAAAGUGGUCAGGCGCUACGUGUGCUGAAUGCUGGUAGUAUAUACUGAUACUGAUACACUGUUUUUCUUGGCAGGUGCUGGUGGAGCAGCAGCUCCUGUUCGGGUCCUGGUGUGUGGCCAUUCGUUGGUAUUUUGGGCCUUCAAGCGGACCAGCACCUCCCAGUGGGGCACUCAGUUGGGAUUUGGAAAGAGGGCCUUGGUUUAUUGGUUGGGUAUGCGGGGUAUACUGUGGGGCCAGCUGCUCCCCGCCAUUCAGGACCAUUUAGCUAAGUUCCCUGAGCCCGAUAUUAUUGUUAUUCAUUUGGGCGAGAAUGAUCUAGGCAGGCGGACUGGUCUCUCUCUCGUUCAGCAAGCCUCUUCCGAUCUCGCGAUUUUGCAGGGUUGGAUACCUGGGAUUCGUAUAUUAUGGGUUAAUUGGUUGCAACGCAGGGUCUGGCAGGGGGUUCAGAAUGUGUUGGGCAUUGAGAAGGCUCGGUGUAAAUCUUCCACAGCAAUAGGGAAACUGGUGAGGGCAGCAGGGGGUGAGGUUUUGCGACAGCCUGGGCUGUCUGCCCGUUUCCCGGAGUUGUUUCACCCUGAUGGAGUUCACCUUUCCGAGGUGGGAUGUGACCUGUAUCUUAGCAACAUUCGGAAACGGCUUGCUGAGUUUGUGGAGAGGUAUGGGGCAGGGAGGUCAAGCUAGGCUAACCUCCCUGGGUGGCAGUAACAGUGCGGGCGGGGUGGUAAUUUGAGGGAUAGAACAUCGGUGAGCACCCUUGGAUAUUUAAGAGGUGGAUUGGUCAAUCACUCCUUUGUGGUCUGUGCGGCACGGGGAGAAUGGAUUGCCAUGAAACCAGCUUCAGGACUUCACCAACUUUGGGCUGAGCGGUCCGGGGUGGGUGAAGACCUUGAAAUGUCCAGAUCCUCUCUUACUAAAGGGGGGGGGGUUGGCUUUGAAGGAAUUGGUCUGGGGAUACUUGCCCAUUUCCCGAGCCAGGGUGUAUCGCCCAGUAGGGUGCUGGGUAGGACGUCAGAGUCCUAACCUGGUCCUAGUAGGCCCGCACUGUUCUCUAAGGGUGAUUAAUCACCUGGUGCUCCAGUCCACCAUGUCUUGUUGUUCCAGUUAAUAAAGUUG
Molecule: messenger RNA, 3293 nt
Organism: Hemicordylus capensis (graceful crag lizard)
Lineage: Eukaryota; Metazoa; Chordata; Lepidosauria; Squamata; Cordylidae
Product: serine/threonine-protein kinase WNK4-like
Exons: 3
Coding region: 657-1334 (225 amino acids)
Source: RefSeq, a predicted model, not a curated record